Messenger RNA from Fundulus heteroclitus (mummichog), 3952 nucleotides. It is a transcript of the gene ints6, whose product is annotated as integrator complex subunit 6. Gene Ontology annotation, cellular component: integrator complex. The coding region runs from base 352 to 2964 and encodes 870 amino acids. The transcript has 19 exons. Gene Ontology annotation, biological process: snRNA 3'-end processing. Lineage: Eukaryota; Metazoa; Chordata; Actinopteri; Cyprinodontiformes; Fundulidae. The record is from RefSeq and is a predicted model, not a curated record.
GUACAGCGCAUUCAGUGUAGGGAGAAGCAGGGACUCACUCAGAGGGAAAGUUUGUUACUAUGAAACUUAGGAAUAUUUACAAAAUAUAUGCAAAAUUAUCAAAAUCCCUCGUGCAUCAAUAACUUGCCCCACGGGUGCCAGGUUUUAGGCUUAGUUUUGCCGGAAUGGGCUUCUACACUCACUAUUCUUACACUUUUUUGAAAGAAUGUGUGAGACAGACAGUUAGCCAGCCUGCUAGCUAGCUAGCUAGCAGAGAGGUGAGACAGGCGGCAGGAGAACAAAAGAUUUUUUUUGCGCUUUGGCCGGUUGUACUGACACCAAGUCCAUGCAGAACGCGUCAUUACCACCACAAUGCCCGUUUUACUUUUUCUGAUAGACACGUCCGCUUCAAUGAACCAGCGCACCCAUCUGGGCACUACCUAUCUGGACAUAGCAAAAGGCGCUGUUGAGACUUUUAUGAAGCUCAGAGGGAGAGAUCCGGCGAGCCGAGGGGACCGGUAUAUGUUGGUAAAUUUUGAGGACGCUCCGUUCGGGAUAAAGGCUGGAUGGAAAGAGAGCCACGCCACUUUCAUGACAGAGCUGAGGAACCUCCAAGCAACCGGGCUCACAACUUUUGGCCAGUCCUUGAGGACCGCUUUUGAUUUACUCAAUCUCAAUAGAUUAGUCACUGGGAUAGACAACUACGGCCAGGGAAGGAAUCCUUUCUUCCUUGAACCUGCCAUCAUAAUUGCAAUCACUGAUGGCAACAAAUUGACGGGCGGCAGCGGCGUGCAGGAUGAGCUCCAUCUGCCUCUGACCACCCCGCUGCCAGGGAGCGAGCUGACCAAGGAGCCGUUCCGGUGGGACCAGCGGCUGUUCGCCCUGGUGCUGCGUAUCCCCGGCAACACCUCGGUGGAGCCCGAACCGCUCAGCGGCGUCCCGCCCGAUGACUCUCCCAUCACACCCAUGUGUGAGGUGACUGGAGGCCGUUCCUACAGUGUGUUUUCUCAGCGCAUGUUGAAUCAGUGCUUGGAGUCUCUGGUACAGAAAAUCCAAAGUGGAGUGGUGAUAAACUUUGAGAAGACUGGACCUGACCCUCCUCCGCUAGAAGACGCUCCAGCUGAGGCGCUGAAGUCCGGCCUGCAGCCUUGGCACUGCUGUCACAAGCUGAUCUACGUACGACCCAACCCUAAAACCGGCGUCCCCAUUGGUCACUGGCCCAUCCCCGAGGCCUUCUGGCCCGACCAGAACUCCCCGACACUCCCGCCCCGCUCCGCCCACCCCCACGUCCGGUUCUCCUGUGUGGACGCCGAGCCUAUGGUGAUAGACAAGGUGCCCUUCGACAAGUACGAGCUGGAGCCUUCGCCGCUCACGCAGUACAUCCUGGAGAGGAAAUCCCCUCACAUCUGCUGGCAGGUGUUUGUAAGUAACAGUGCCAAGUACAGUGACCUGGGUCAACCUUUUGGUUACCUAAAGGCUAGCACAGCUCUUAACUGUGUCAACCUGUUUGUAAUGCCCUACAACUACCCUGUGCUUCUGCCACUUCUGGACGACUUGAUCAAAGUGCACAAGUUCAAGCCGACCCUGAAGUGGCGCCAGUCCUUUGAGAACUACUUGAAGACCAUGCCUCCUUACUACAUCGGGUCCCUCAGAAAGGCGCUGAGGAUCAUGGGAGCUCCAAACCUUCUGGCUGACAACAUGGAGUACGGUCUGAGCUACAGCGUGGUGUCCUACCUGAAGAAGCUCAGCCAGCAGACAAAAAUCGAGUACGACCGCCUGAUCGCCUCGAUCGGCAAGAAGGCGCCCCCAGAGCUGGGCAUCAAGGUGCGAUGGCGGGGCGGCGGCAUCUCUUUAGCGCAGAGGCGGGACUUCAUCCAGCAGCUGCAGAGUCUCACCGGGGAGGCGCCCUCUCUGCCCAUGGAGCUCAACCCCAAAGAGUUUCAAGGUUUUCACCUGGCCCUGCUCAACAAGGGCCUGAAGCCUCAGAGCUUCAGGAAUCCCUACGACAUCCCACGCAGCCACUUGCUGGACCAGCUCAGCCGAAUGAGGAGAAACCUGCUCAACACCACCGUCUGCACCCUGCGAGGCCAGGACUCUGACCAACUCCACAGCGUACCGAUCGCCCAGAUGGGAAACUACCAAGACUUCCUCAAAGCUGCCCCCCAGCCGCUCCGGGAUGCCGAUCCCGAACAGCCCAAACGCUUGCACACGUUCGGAAACCCCUUCAAACUGGACAAAAAGGGCAUGAUGAUCGACGAGGCGGACGAAUUCGUGACGGGCCCGCAGAACAAGGGCAAGCGACCGGGAGAGAGCAGCAACAUGCCGGGCGGCGGUCCCAAAAGGCGGCGCUGCAUGUCGCCUCUGCUGCGUCUGGGCCGGGCCUACACCCCCCCGGUGACGCCUCCGGCCAGCCCCCGACACUCGGCAGAUACGGACGUCAACGACGGCGCACCAGAAGCCGAGCUGAUCAUCAACCACCUGAACCAGAACCACUACAGUCCGGACACGACCUCCGACCCCGAGGUGGAUAACCCGUCGGGGCCGGCCCACGUCCAGGAGAACCACAACUCGGCGGAUCCGCAGCUUUUCCGGCACAAGGACGAGGAGGAAGAGGGGGGCGAGCGGACGGGCGAGCCGCCGGGCAGCGAGGGAGGGGGGGAGAUGGUGCUGAUGGAGGACCAGACGACCCGGUUCCUGUCGCCCGCUGCGCUGAAGAAGCACAUUCACAGUGAAACGACGAAGGUCAACAACGAGCUGAGAGUGAUGAUCACUAAGGAGAUCAGAAAACCCGGCAGACACUAUGAGAAGAUCUUCCUCCUCCUGAAGCAGAUCCAGGGCACGCUGGACACGCGGCUCAUCUUCCUCCAAAACAUCAUCAAAGAGGCCGCCAGGUUCAAGAAGCGAGUUCUCAUCGAGCAGCUGGAAAACUUUCUCGAGGAGAUCCACAACAGAUCCAACCCCAUGAACCACGUGGACAUGCUCUGAGACCAACCGAACUGAACGGACCCCACAGCCCCGCCCACAACCCCUCUGAACCCACGUCGUCGUACUCCUCCCCUGACAUAGCAGGUGUUAAUCUCUGAAGGGUUACAAUUUAUUGUUUAAAUCCAGUUUGUACACUCCAUCAACCUGGAGCACUCCGCCACUCAGCCCCCCCCCCCCCCCCCCCCCCCUCCCCCAGACGCAUGUCAUUUGGGUCUGAGGCAGACUGAUGCUUAAUAAUAUUGCUGAAUAAUUCAGGUGUUGGACAAAGUGAACGGUUUUCCAGAGAGCUACAGCGAACCCCACGCAGAGGAAGGCGUUUUUUAAAAACGGGGGACAAAAAGCUCAGGAACUGUCAUCGAUGCAUCAGCGUCAGCAAUAAGCUCUAGCCCCCCCCCCCCCCCCCCCCCCCACAUAUUUAUUUACGCCUGAAAGGGCCAAUAUGCAACACGAACUGCUGAGAGCAAUGAUGAAAUGAGGUCUCUGUUGCUGACAUAUUACUGACCCCCCCCCCCCCCUCCCCCCCCUCCAUCCCAUAUGAACUUCUCUCUGCCAUGAAUCGCAAACCAACUUCUUGUUGCACUUGUGUGAAUUUGAGAAUUAUUUAAUGUAAUUUAAAAAGAGAACUACAUUUUUGUUGCAAUUUAAGGAAAAAGGAAAAAAAUCUAUGUUCAGCGUUCUCAAAUGUACACAAAUAGGCCCUCGUCGAGGGUCUAGAGGUCAAAGGUUGAUUUCUGAUUCCAAUGGCCGCCCUCUUCCUCCGCCCUCCCCGGACAGGGACCAAAAUCUGCCAUACUUGUCUUUUAUUUGUGAAGAGGCCGCUACCAAAAGAGUAUUUUGAAUACACUGUAAAGAUGUAAAUAACCCUAGAGUACUAUUUAAAAAAAAAAGACAAGAUGUUCAGUGGAAAAUGGCCUUUUUGUAAGUAUUUCCAUAAAGUUUCUAUUUUACACUGUGAAGGGCCAUGUAAAUAAAGUGUUCCAUAAACAUU